AUGUUUCUCGAUUGUUUCGAGUCAAUGGAAUCGACCGCUAGUGUCGAUUGUUCGUAUCAGUCACUCUCACUCACCGAGUCUCGCUCGCUCGCCGCUCGGUCACCGAGAUCAGUCGAUUGCAUACAUCGCGCCGAGGUGCAUACAUGUGGUCAUCUGAUAGUAACAGAGCCCAUAGCGGUGACUGCACAGUAUGUAAACGAAUUUCAAAUUCGUUUUGGAGUUUUAUCUACCGAAGAAGUGCAAACUGAUCAUUCUGCUGUUAAUAUCGCACAAGCUGUUUUAAAUAUUUUAGCAAAAUGGAAUAUUACCAACAAGAUAGUUACAGUGGUGACUGAUAACGCUGCAAAUAAAAAAAUCACCGAACAUCUUCAUAAGUAUCAUCGUCCAUGUGUCACUCACACGCGCAAUUUGUCGGUUCAACAUAGUAUCAAAGAAAAUCCAUUUCUGGAAACUUUGCUUUCAAAGAGCCGAUCGCUAGUCACGUACUUCAAACAAAGUAAUUUAGCAGCAUAUAAAUUGAGGGAAAUACAGCAUCAGAUGGCACUUCAGGAAUUAAAGCUCAAGCAAGAUAUACUCACCAGAUGGAACUCUGCAGUGAUUAUGAUGGAAAGGUUAUCACAAAUGAAACUACCACUGUCAGCAGCCCUUUCAUCAUUGCCAAAUGCUCCGAAGAAAUCUAGAUCAGAUUGGGAAGCAAUUGACGACUGCGUUCAAUUUUUUAAAUUAAUCUUAUUUAUGACUAAGCGACAACAUGUCUUUUAUUGGUAUACCGGGACCAAACCGACACAUGGCAACCCUGCCAUAGGCUUUUGCUACCGCGGGGAUAUAGUCGUGUCGAAAUACGAGAUCUUUGCUCACCCCAGAGAGAGUAAGAGUGAUAGUGAGACGGAUAGUUUUAGUUCAACAGAAGAGAGUUAUAUUGCUAAGAUGGAGAAGUUCGACUUACGUACCGCUACAUCUCUUUUACCAGAAUUGACGGGAGAAGAGAUGGUAACCAAAAAAUUGAUCGAUGGUAUCGACCUUUAUAGCUCAAUGAUCGACCAGGAAAGCCAGAAAAAAAUAAUCAACUUUAUAUUAAAAACAAGAUGUACUGAGAACGCCAAAACGCGUCUCGCCAACACUUACGAAUCUUGUAAUUUACUAUUGAUAGAUAUGAAAAAACAUCUUUUAACGAAAAAAUCUUCUACAGCUAUACAUUCGGAAAUAAUGAAAGCACAUCGAGGAACUCUUUCGUUAGAGCGUUAUGGUCAAAUUAUAGAAUCUUUAAUGGUGAAUUUAACUGUUGCACAGGCGGAUGACAAGCCGGAGUCGUACGGUGUAUUACAACCGGUUUACGAAAAAAUCGCGAUACAACGGUUUGUUACCGGCCUACGGAACAAGAGUUUAACUACUAUUUUAGCUGCCAGAAAUGACAAUAAACUUAAAGACGUCAUCCGAGCGGCGAAGGUAGAGGAGGUGACCGUUCUUGCUACAGAUUUGCAAGAAAACAUGUUUAUUGCUAAAAGGCGUACAGUUUUUAAUAAUUCCCACACCUGGCUGAUAGAUACCGGAGCUUCUGUUAGCGCGGUGAAAUACGAGAUAGCUGAACGAUGGACUAUUCCCAUACGUAAUGAGACUAUCCAACAUUUUUGGAAUCCAUGGAGUACGGAAUAUGUAGUUGAAGACACGCACGAAAUGGCGUCAAAGAAUGCCGAAAGUACUAGGAGAAGACAUGGUUAUUCUCAAGGAGGACAAUCAACCCCUAUGAAAUGGCGGAUUGGAAGAGUUCACGCUCUCUACCCAGGCAGCGAUGGGAUAACUCGAGUAGUGGACGUCCGCACCAGUGCAGGAGUUAUAGGACGAGCACUGUCCCGUCUCUGCCUGCUACCAAUUCAAGAGUUGAAGAAAGAUUCUUGA
Leptosia nina is the source of this 1896-nucleotide messenger RNA. The record is from the annotation of a GenBank genome assembly. NCBI's taxonomy places the organism in Eukaryota, Metazoa, Arthropoda, Insecta, Lepidoptera, Pieridae.